AUGGCCGAAGUCGAAAAAAACGUGGAGACCCCCCAACUCUCCCAAACGGCCUCUACCGACUCAGCCAGUUCCACCAAACGCCUCGAUCAACUCGACCAGCUGGAGAUGCUCCCUCAAAUCCUGCAAGAAGGCGCCCUCUUCGCGGGCGCAGGGUCCGCCCUCCUCCUCCAAGCCGCCUACCCCGGCAUCCGCCACGGAGAAUCCAACGGCGAGCUCGCCACGGAGCUAGUCGACUCCCUCCAAGCAACGCUGAGCUACAUCUCGUGCCUCGUCUUCGGCACGCGCGCCGAAAAGCAGACCCUCCUCGGCCUGCUCGCGCGCAACCACCCACCCCUCAAAGCCAGCGAGUCCAUCCGCCAGAACACGCCCGCGCACCUCUGGGUAGCAGCCACCCUCUACGCGACCGCAACCGACUUCUACCAGCGCAUCUACGGCCGCGUCAACUACCGCACGGCCGAAGCCGCCUACGCCGAGUUCACGGUGCUCAUCCACAGCCUGGGCCUGCCGUCAGGCUCGUGGCCGCCCACCCGCCACGCCUUCUGGCGCUACUGGGACGAGCAGAUCGACCAGCUGGUCGUCACUGACGAGGGCCAUCGCUUCGCCCAGGAGCUGAUGCACCACACUGCUGUGCCGCGCUGGGUGUCGCCGUUGAAGCCCAUGAUGCGGGUGAUUACCAUCGAGAUGCUUCCCCCAUCGCUGCGGGAGGCGUACGGGCUCAAGUCGACGAUGGGAUCGCGUGGUCUGUACCGGACGACUAUGGGGUUCGUGAAUCAGGGAAGAGAGAGGUCCUACCGGAGCAGCAUCCCCAACAAGGGUACUCGUAUCGUUGACAAAGUCCUUCGUGAGCAACUGAUCAGCGGUAUCAACCAGUCCCUGCAGCUUGUCGAUAUUCUUGCUGGUCAGCAGUCGCUGGAGGUUCUUGGGAGUGUCGCCGCCGAGGAGGACGGCGCCGCCCUUGACGAUGGUUUGCAAGUCGUCGAGAGUCUCCGGAGUGAGGAGCUCUUUCACGCCGUCGAUGAGGGAGGGGAGCUCGUCGAUGAGGCCUGGGGAGGGGCCGGCGAGGAGGGGCAUGGGGAGGGCGAGGAGGAGGUAUUUGAGGUUGAGCUUCAUUUUGAUGAUUUUCUUUCUUUUGUAACAAAAUUUCGCCUAUCCUCCUUCCACUUCCAAGUUCUACUUUAG
Aspergillus candidus is the source of this 1179-nucleotide messenger RNA. RefSeq names its product oxygenase MpaB family protein. Gene Ontology annotation, molecular function: oxidoreductase activity. The record is from RefSeq and is a predicted model, not a curated record. The transcript has 3 exons. Bases 1 to 1179 code for a protein of 392 amino acids. Lineage: Eukaryota; Fungi; Ascomycota; Eurotiomycetes; Eurotiales; Aspergillaceae.